This is a messenger RNA of Castor canadensis (American beaver), 2591 nucleotides long. RefSeq names its product membrane magnesium transporter 1 (gene Mmgt1). The record is from RefSeq and is a predicted model, not a curated record. Gene Ontology annotation, cellular component: plasma membrane; early endosome; EMC complex. NCBI's taxonomy places the organism in Eukaryota, Metazoa, Chordata, Mammalia, Rodentia, Castoridae.
UCUUCGCGUCCCCAUUGAGCCAGCUUUCGAGUCUUCAUUUACGCUCUCUGCUCAGCUCCACCAGUCGCCGAGAGUUCGCUAGCGCAGGCUCCGAGGCCCUCGCGGACCUUUUUCCGCGUGGCUUUCCUCCUUCUUCCCGGCAUUCCUGUUUCCGCUUUCUCUUGGCUCUCUGGCUUUUGUACCAGGGCACUUCGCGCCCUGGGGUUCGGUGACGUCAUCUUCCUGCGCUGCGCGGACACCAGCCUCUGGAAGAAGGAACAGCCAAGCCGCCCUUUGCCUCUUUUGUUGGGCUGCUGCUCCUUCAAGAAGCAUGGCGCCAUCGCUGUGGAAGGGGCUGGUAGGCGUCGGCCUCUUUGCCCUAGCCCACGCUGCCUUUUCCGCUGCGCAGCAUCGUUCUUAUAUGCGAUUAACAGAAAAGGAAGAUGACUCACUGCCAAUAGAUAUAGUUCUUCAGACACUUCUGGCCUUCGCAGUUACCUGUUAUGGUAUAGUUCAUAUUGCAGGGGAAUUUAAAGACAUGGAUGCCACUUCAGAACUAAAAAAUAAGACGUUUGAUACCUUAAGGAAUCACCCAUCCUUUUACGUAUUUAAUCACCGUGGUCGAGUAUUGUUCCGGCCUUCGGAUACAACAAAUUCUUCAAGCCAAGAUGCAUUGUCCUCUAACACAUCAUUGAAGUUACGAAAACUCGAAUCACUGCGUCGUUAAUUACAAAUUAAAUAACAGGACAGGACACAGAGUUGAAUAUUGGAGUUUGGGGUAUAAAACACUCCCCCUUAUCAGUAUUUAUAUUGAUCUUUCAGACCUAGUUUUUAAAAAAAAAUCUAUGGCCCUUAUUUGUACAUUGCUAAUCAAAUUAUUGAUGGAGUAUAAGUUAUCUGUGAAAUGAAUCUUUGAUCUUUCAUAAAGAGAAUUUUUUCAUUUGAAACAAUUCACAUCUUUUGUAAAAGUCACUGUUUUAAACACAUUUCCUUGAAAAAUGCUGGUGGUUUUUGUGAUUAUUUAUUUUCUUAGAUUUCUUUUGCACUACAGUUUUUAGGAAUCCUUUUGGGAAUACUGUGUGACUACUGCAUUUUGCAGCAUGAAUUACAGUAAAAUGGUCUUCAUUUCUUCCCUAAUGAGACCAAAGUGGUGACUUCUCAAUUUUUGUCAUGUCCCUCAAAAGGUGGGACAUGUAUCUGCUUUAGCAGAUACUUGCCAGUUUUUACUUUAUCCGUGACUUCUCACCCCACCCCACUCCCAUAUACCUUCUAACAUCAGCUGUCUUGUUUCAUCACUUCUCCAAGAUUCUGGGGGCAGUGAACAAUUUUUGUGUCAGAAAUUCUGUCAUAACAAAUAUAUUUAACAAGAAGCUAAACUUGCUGUAAAGCUACUUUAUGUUCUCUCCAGUUAGCUGUAAACCUUUUACUGAUUAAGUAAUGUAAGAAUAGAUGAAGACAGACCAAAAAAGAUCAUUUGUGUGUUCAUCAUCUUGCCUCUAUAGAAGAAGAAUAAUCAUUAAGAAUAAUGGAUUACUUGCCACUUAGCCAGUUUCACUUAUUCAAAGUCUGUUAGUUUAUUUCAGGGAACUCGUGAAAAUAAAGGAAACUUCUCAGUAAUCUAAAGGCAGACUCAAAGGCAUUGAGCCAAAUACAUUCUAAGUAUUUGGAAGUAAUAUUUUUAAUUUUCCAGAAAAUUAAGAUCAUUUAAGAAAUUGUUUUAUAGCUGGCUUAGUUUUCCAUCUUCACUGUACGGUGCUGCAGGUGAGGAUGUAAAUCAAGUUGAAUUUUUUUCAGAAACAGUAUUUUACUCUUUGGGAAAUUUGGCUAGCUCUUUGAGCUAGAAAACUGCAGGAAGCUCAACCUUUUUUUUUUUGUAGCGAGUACUGCUCUUAUUGAAUUGCACAGGCCUAAAGGCAUUGCUUUUGUGGAAUUGUAUAGGUGUAAAGGGAAUAACUGUGUGCAGGUUUCAAAAGGAAAAAUACUUAAGGCAAGAGUCAUAAGGUGCCCUUGUACUUUUUUAGUUUAUUGUUUGAAGCAGGGUCUUGCUAUCAAGAUGCCCUUAUCCUUGAUGGCAUUUUUCCCCAUUACAAAUGAACCUCAGCUCUUCCAUUCUGCCUGGUAAUGCACAACUCCAAAGAAUGAGAUUAUUUUGUCAUUAGAUUUUUAUUCUUUAUUUUUGUUUUGUCAGACUAGUCUAUGGAACACUGACUAUGCUGUCUAAUGAGAACAAAGUUAGAAAUCUGCAGAUUCCCCACAAUAAUUCAGAAAUGUGUUAACCAUGGGAAGUCAAGGAUUAAAGUGAUCACAAUGAAGCCAAAAUAGCAUGGGAGAAACAAGCUCCUUACAUUAGGCUUGUCUACUGUUUCCUGGCAUGUGACUUGAUUUGGAAGAGCUCCUUCUUUUCUUCUUUUUUGGAGCUGUCAUUUUCCUAAUAUGUUUUCAUAACAAUGUUACUGAGAAAUAAUUCACAUAUCUUGUAAUACACACAUUUAAAGGGUACAAUUACAUGAUUUUUUAAGGUAUUCACGAAGUUGUACAACUAUAUCUCUGUCAAAUUUAGGACAUUUCCUUACCCCAAACAGAACUCUGCACUAUUGAGCAGCCACCUCUUA